AUGAGAGAGAUUGAGAAGCUGGAGAGCGACUCGAGCUCCAACAAUUCAAACCAUGUCUCUGACACCAAAGCUUUCCCUUUGGCUACUGUCGACGAGCCAGUCGUUUUCGACGUAGCAGGCAAGACUCAAGAGUCUGCAUUCGAUACUGAAUCAUUUGAGAAUUUCUACAAGCCUAUUGAAAGCUAUGAAGGGUAUCACAGGUGGGACCCCAGUUUCCAGUGGGAAGCAAAGGAGGAGAAGAAGCUUGUCAGAAAGAUUGACUUGCGUAUUUGCUCAUGGGUCUGCUUCAUGUUCUUUGCGCUGCAACUGGAUAGAGGCAACAUCUCACAAGCCCUUUCAGACAACAUGCUCACGGAUAUCGGAGUUUCCACCAAUGACUACAAUACCGGACAGACCAUCUUUUACCUCUGCUUUCUCUUCGCAGAAUUGCCCAGUCAGAUGAUCGGCAAGAAGGUUGGCCCGGACAACUGGGUCCCCAUCCAAAUGGUCUUGUGGUCUUUGGUUGCUGCUUGUCAAGCAUUCAUCCAUAAUCGUUCCGGCUUCUGGGCCUGUCGUGCACUACUGGGACUCAUUGAAGGUGGUUUUAUCCCUGAUAAUAUCCUUUACCUUUCCUACUGGUAUAAGACACGCGAGCUUCCCAUCCGCCUGUGCUACUUUUGGUUCUCCUACCAGUUCACUAGUAUCGUGUCAGCCUUCCUUGCUUUUGGCUUCCUACACAUGCGCGGUAUCAACGGCAUCGCUGGCUGGCGCUGGCUCUUUGCUCUCGAAGGCUGUCUGACUGGCCUUAUCGGAAUCGUAUCUUGGUUCUACAUUCCACCUUCCCCCACCCAGACCGCGUCCAGAUUUCGCGGCAAGGACGGCUGGUUCAAUGAAAGAGAAGAAAAAAUCAUGGUCAACAGAGUGUUGAGAGAUGACCCUAGCAAAGGAGACAUGCAUAACAGACAAGCUCUCUCUCCCAGCAUGUUCUGGAAGUGCCUCAAGGACUACCACAUGUGGCCUAUCUACCUGCUCGGGCUAACUUGGAUGGUACCUGCAUCACCAAUGAACAACUAUCUCACGCUCAAUCUCAAGAGUGCUGGCUUCUCGACAUUCCAAACCAAUCUACUCUGUAUCCCGGCUUAUUGCAUCUUCAUCAUCAACUUGCUUUGGCUGUCAUAUCUCUCCGAAAAGGUCAAUGACCGCUUCCUUAUCGGCACAAUCUCCCAGUGGUUUGUGUUACCUUGCCUCGUAGCUUUGGAGGUUUUGCCAAAGAGCAGAAGUCACUGGGCUACCUGGAUUCUCAGUUGUCUGGUUUACGCCCAGCCAUACAUUCAUCCCGUUAUCGUUGCAGUCACGUCCAGAAAUGGCGGCAGUGUGCGCACUCGAGCUGUAGCUACGGCAUUGUACAACAUGUUUGUCCAAGCAUCAAACAUUUAUUCGUCGAAUAUUUAUCGUAGUCAGGACAAACCCUAUUACUUUACCGGCAAUAAGAUUCUCAUCGCCAUUGUCUGCUGGAAUAUCUGUGCAUUCAUUGGAUGCAAGGUCUUUUACGUUACGGUCAACAGGCGCCGCGACAAGAAGUGGAAUGCAAUGACCAAGGAGCAAAAAGAACACUACCUUUCCACUACGACCGACGAGGGUAACAAGCGCCUGGACUUUAGGUUUGCGCACUAA
Aureobasidium melanogenum CBS 110374 is the source of this 1653-nucleotide messenger RNA. Its product is annotated as MFS general substrate transporter. Bases 1 to 1653 code for a protein of 550 amino acids. Gene Ontology annotation, molecular function: sulfate transmembrane transporter activity. The record is from RefSeq and is a predicted model, not a curated record. Gene Ontology annotation, biological process: transmembrane transport. NCBI's taxonomy places the organism in Eukaryota, Fungi, Ascomycota, Dothideomycetes, Dothideales, Saccotheciaceae. The transcript has 5 exons. Gene Ontology annotation, cellular component: membrane.